AAUAACGGCAUCUUGUGCCAAUUUCUUGAAAUGCACACUACUUUGUAGAAUGAUGAGGCUGAAAUAAGUGGCACCCUGGGGAAGCGCGAUCUACGUACACGAUACCUGACGCCAAAGACCCUGAAGUGACGUCAAAGACUCUCUCAUGACCGCAUCAUGGUGACAAUGGCAUCGCGAGGAACAAGUAAGGCGUAACGCGCAUUCCUCGAGCUACAAAACCAAUUGACAGCUUUCUUGUCAUUCAUCAUAAACAUACACGAUAAAAUCGCUGUUGAGCUUUCAAUUCACACGCAAUCGCACCUCAAGUAGCUCCAGGCACAACAGUCAUUUGACCGGAUUACGAACACGAAAGAAAGCCAGAUCACAAGAUGUCAGGCAAGAACGAGCAAGGAAAGAUCGACGUGACGCAGAAAAAUGUCUUCAACGCACCUCUUCACCAACACUCCUCGCCUGCCAAGACCCAAGUAACUGGCUACAGCUCCGGCAUGUGUUCCGGCGAAAUGCCUCUCGCCCUCAACCUCACAUCAAGCUUCCUUGACUGGUCGAAACAGCAGGGUACUGACCUGCGCAAGUCCGGGAUCAAGGAGGGCUCACGCCUUUGCGGAUACGUCAACACCUGGAAAGCGGCGGUCGAUGCGGGAAUCGACGACGUACCGAGGAUUAAGCUUGAAGCUACGCAUCAUCAUGCUUUGGAUAUCGUAGGCCUGGAUGUCCUGAAGAAGUACGCUGCGGAUCAGGAUAACAGGAGGGCGGAGAGCAGGGUAGUGAUGCCGAAGGAGGGCAAGCAGAGCAUUGCGAGGGAGAGCAAUCAGAUUGGUGGGAAGGAGCCUAAGGCUUAGAACAACCAGCUCAUUCGUCAUAUCGACGAAGGCAAAGCAUAAGCAGACCAAUAAGAUGUAAAGUACUGCUCACUCCGUUGCAAACCCAAAAGUCAACACGAGCCUGAUUCGAGCGACUUGUUUGUGAACACCGG
Messenger RNA from Macroventuria anomochaeta, 973 nucleotides. RefSeq lists its product as uncharacterized. The coding region runs from base 369 to 839 and encodes 156 amino acids. The record is from RefSeq and is a predicted model, not a curated record. Lineage: Eukaryota; Fungi; Ascomycota; Dothideomycetes; Pleosporales; Didymellaceae. The transcript has 2 exons.